UACCUCUCCUCUUUGCUUUUCCAUUUAAACAUGUUUUUCUCCCUAUUCCCACGCCCAUUCCUACAAAUGUUAAAUCAAUUUUCAUCUCUACCUGUUUUUGAUUCGCACGCCACAAUUCUUUUCAUUCUACGUAAAUAAUUUCAACCAUUUAUAUAUACACACCUUCUCCAUUUGCUUGUGGAAGAAUUUUCAAUCAUUUCACAUUUCUCCACAUACAUACCCUUAAUUAGAGAGAGAGAGAGACUUUGAUCAACUCUUCAUUUUUUCUUAUUAUGGAAAAGGGAUGGGGUCUCGACCUUGAGAAUUCCGAUCGAGUUGGAUUCUUCGGUGGAAAAUCGUGUAGUAGCCGGAUCAGCCCGAUGUUUCCAGUGGACUCGAGCGGUAGAGGAGAGGUUUUAGGUGCAGUGGAUUUCUUCUCCGAGAAGAAAGAGAUCAGAGAUUUGGACGUAAAUAUUGGUUUGACUCCUAGAGACCGAUCCACCGUGGAUGCCGAUGAUCGCCGAUCCAAAAUUGAGCUGGGACAUAUUCAGGUUGAAAUCGAGAGAAUGAAAGCUGAAAAUCAGAGAUUGAAAGGGAUGGUUACUCACAUCAGCAAUGAUUGCACCAAUCUGCAGAUGCACCUCCACACCUUGAUGCAACACCAACAAAAUGCUACACAGCACCACCAGAUUGUUGAGAGAAAAUCCGAAGACAAGGGAGUAGCAUUGGUUCCGAGACAAUUCUUGGAGUUGAAUAAGGAAAUGAAUGAUGAACAAUCGGGGUCAUCUUCCGAAGAGAGAACGCUAUCGGGGAAUAAAAGGGUCGAGCGCGACGGAUCGGAAGGCUCGGCCCCCAACAAGUCACCUAAGCCGGCUGAUCCGCUGCCAGACGCCACUAUGCGCAAAGCCCGUGUCUCCGUCCGAGCUCGAUCCGAGGCGCCCAUGAUUUCGGAUGGAUGCCAAUGGAGAAAAUAUGGGCAAAAGAUGGCGAAAGGCAAUCCGUGUCCACGAGCUUAUUAUCGUUGCACGAUGGCUGUCGGUUGUCCCGUUCGAAAACAAGUCCAAAGAUGUGCGGAGGAUCGAACAAUCUUGAUCACGACCUACGAGGGAAACCACAGCCACCCUCUCCCGCCCGCGGCCAUGUCAAUGGCCUCGACCACAUCCGCGGCCGCGAGCAUGCUACUCUCGGGAUCUAUGCCGAGCGCCGAUGGCGGCCUAAUAAAUCCUGGCUUCCUAACACGAACGAUGCUCCCAUGCUCUCCAAACAUGGCCGCAAUCUCCGCCUCCGCUCCUUUCCCCACCAUCACACUCGACCUAACCGAACAACGGCCCGGCCCGAACUUCCAGCUGCCCUUCGCUCCGCCUACGCCGCCACCGUUUCAUCAGGUUUUCGGUCAAGUAAUCCAAAAUCAGUCCCAAUUUUCGGGCCUUCAAAUGUCUCCGGACAAGAAUGAGCCGUCUUACGCCGACAGGCUUAGCGCGGCCACGGCUGCUAUCACGUCCGAUCCAACAUUCACAGCGGCCCUAGCCGCGGCCAUCUCGUCCAUCCUCGGCGGAGCUCAGCCCAAUAGCGAUGGUGCCGCUAAUUAUUCCGAUGUAAAUACUAAUGACAAGAAUACACAGUGAUCAAACAUUUAUUGAGCCACUUUUUUUCAUCAAAAGAAAAAUAACUACUAGUACCACAUUUCUAUCUAUGUCUAGUUUUUAAUUCUCAUUUUUGUGGAAUUAGCAUGUUGAUAUUGUUAUGUAAUACUGUGGGAAAAGUUUUGGGACAAAUUUUACAUUCUUUAAUUGGCAUCAUUGUGUUACAAUGA
Molecule: messenger RNA, 1792 nt
Organism: Salvia hispanica
Lineage: Eukaryota; Viridiplantae; Streptophyta; Magnoliopsida; Lamiales; Lamiaceae
Product: WRKY transcription factor 6-like
Biological process (GO): regulation of DNA-templated transcription
Molecular function (GO): DNA-binding transcription factor activity; sequence-specific DNA binding
Source: RefSeq, a predicted model, not a curated record